UUUCUUUCCUCUCUGUUCCGUAAAGCAAAAGGAUGUAAAUGGCAGUAGAUCUUUCGGUUAAAGAUGGAAGCUUGGCUUGUCUCUUAACUUUCCGAUGUUUAAGCGGUCAUUUUGCGGGAAUGAUUUACCUGGAACUGCGAAUCGCACACAGUCCGUCAUGGAGCGACAUUCAGAAGCGCGUAUAACUGCGCCAAGCGGAUGAAGAAGACUUUCGAUUCGCCAGCGAAGCUCUGCAUCUGCACAAAGUCAGCGCACCGAGGAGAAAGGCCCUAGGAUAGCGCCAAACCAGCACGUGGUGGGAUGUCAUUCCGAAGUGCCGGUGGGGACCUUGUCCCCCGGGAUGUGGCACAGGUGGUGGCCCAGGUGAAACAGGCGAACCGAAGCAGGAAGCCACGUAUUGGCUCCAUCAUCCGGGCCUUCAGCUGGAUCAAGGGCAAGAGGAAGAGGAGGAAGAAGAAAAAGAGCAGUUUGCAGCACCGUAGCGGGGGUCUGGCUGAAGGUCACCAGCAAGGUCAUGACAUUUCCAAAUUAUCUCCUGGCAAGGAGGAUGCUCUUCAUCCCACAGCAACACAGCACUUGCCAAAGAAUGUCUUUGUGGAAGGCGUCCGACCACAGCACCUGGAGGAGCUACAUAGUGAGGCUCAGGAAGGGCUCAAGAUCCAGCAGCAGGAAGAGAAAGAGAAUGAAAUGGACUUCCAAGAUGACCAAAGUGUCAGUUCAUCUGUGGCCCUUCAACCAGAGAAUGGCAGUUUUAGCCAGAGGAGGGAUUCACUGCAGUCCAGGAGCAUCGCUGCUGAAACAGCAUCUACCAUCUCCACGCGAUCCAUAAGGUCAACACGCUCGAUACGGUCCCAAGGAUCUACAUUCCGACCACUCAACUUGGGGAAAGAAAGCCCAGGAGAAGGCCCCCAGAGAAAAGUCCAGGGGACCACAGUCAUCCCCCAACACAUCCAGCAGGAGCUGGGUCUGGAUCGUGCAGCAUUUCCACAGCACGUGGUGGACGGGCGGCUCUCAAAUGGAGGAGACACAUCCUGCUGCCAGCCGUUGGCACAUGUUCACCUGCCAGGAGAGGAGCACCAGCUGCAAAGCCACAACCUACAGACAGCGCAUGAGGUGGAGGGGCAGCCUACGCAUGAAGUGGACCCCUACCUGUUAGCGAUGCUGAGGCCUCAGUCACUGGCUGCCCACGGAAUCACCAAUGACGGCCUCCUCCAGACACCCCCCAGCCCCGUUAUGUAUAUCUCACCACAGGCCACCUAUCUGUCCAAGAUCAUCCCCAAUGCCGUGCUGCCAGUUGACGUGGAUGUGGUGGAGAUAAGCCGCACACGGAGUCGCAGCAGCUUGCGCACACUCAGCAAGAGCAGCUUGGUUUCAGCCAGCCCUGCCCCCUCGCGCGCAUCUGAGCAUUACGACCGCUACGACCGCUAUGAGCUGUCCUCUCGUGGCUCCACUUGGAGCAAGUCUGGCUCUUCGGACACUCUUGUGUCCGAUUCCUCCAGUGUCUCCUCCCAGGGCAGCGGAAGCACGCCUCGCGCUCUCAGCAGAGGAAGCAGUAUGCCAGAGAGGCACUAUAAGCCAGCCAUGGAUCAGGUGAGCAUCAUCAGUUCCAUCAGCUGUGUCAGCAAUACCUCUGGAACCCAGGUUGUCAAUGGGAAGAGGCCAGAGCUGAGAGAAUUCGCCAGAGAGAUGCGGCAGGACCGUUCCUCACUAAGAAGCCUGUCAGUGACCAAAACAAAAAGGGCGCCGCCCCCACCACGAAGAACUAACUCACUGCACCAGGAAAAGUUCAAGUCACACAAUCAAUAUGCAGGGAACCUGGAAGGUUUAUUAGCAAAAACCGUGUCUCCCUACAGUGGUUACAGCAACCAAGAUGGCACACCCACCAAGGGUACAAACCCUGGGUGCCCGAGAAACCAAAAGUCACAGCCUGCUAAGCUACCGCCAGUUAAGCUAUCAUCUGCGAUAUCAGAACCCAUUCAGGACACAAUAACAUGUUGCCCCUAUAUGAUCCCAUUGCCAGAAAAUAAAGCUGCAUCUCCCUCAGUUGCUGUGACACUCAAGGAUUUAUUCGACAUCCCGCAACCGCCACAGGUACAGGCACCUCUGUGUCCCCCCCCAGAGACAUGGCUGCACAACGGUCACAUCGUGAGCCUGUUGUGUAAUCCUAGUGCCGGGAGGCCAUCAGCACAAGAGGAAUGGCAGCAGCAAAGCAGUGCUCCCUCCCCCCAAAAUGGAGUACUCUUCCACAACGGGAUGACAGCUUUUUCUUCAGGAGAAAACAACAUCUCCUCUUCCAUCAAAGGGGACCUGACACUAAUACUUAGAGAUUCAAACAGUGUCUGUGAAGAGAAGCCCAAGAGUACAGAUAUGCAGGAGAUAGAGCAGGAAAAGUCAGUGCUUCAGAAAGGGAGCCAGUCACAAGUUUCAAAAGAGAGCAGCUUAAAAGUACAUGAAAAAGAGCCCGAAGCAGCUCAGGCUCAACCCAGAACACCAAAGAAAGGAAUAUUCGGCCUGGGUGCACAGAGAAAGGAAAAGGUAGAUCGACAGUCACACAAGAAGGAGUCAGCGAUGAAGAUGAGCAAGAAAGGUAGCCCUUCUUCUCUCAGAGGGCAGUCAGAGAAGGUGACAGAAGGUUCAAGACAUAGGAUGGGGAUGAACAUACUUCCAGGACCAAAGGAGUCCUCAGUCACACUAACAAAUGUAGACACUUUAGAUUCUCUACAGGAUGGAAAGUCCAUGCAGACUCUCUCUGUUGAUGUUCCCAGGCCAGUCACAGUCUCUCCACCCCCUUCUCCUCCCCCAGCUCAUCUGCCCCCUCCUCCUCCUGCUCCUGGGCAUACCCCAGUGUCCUCAGUUGUGCCCCUGCCUCCCGAGACCGUGCAACAGCAGUCUGGGCCUGACAUCUUCACAAACAGCUUAACUGCCAGAAAAGAUGCUGUAUCACCUCUUCUGGAGGAUAUUCCACCCCCACCAAAGCAAGCACCACCCCCACCCCCAGUUAUGAUCCCACCCACACAUCCUCUUACUGUAUUCCCUGAAAAUAUCCCACCGCCGCCAAAGCAAGCACCACCUCCUCCUCCAGUUUCAAUGCAUCCAACACCACCCCUUAACAUCACGCAGGAACAUAUCCCUCCUCCUCCAGUUUCAAUCCCUCCAGCACCACCCCUUAACAUCACGCAGGAGCAUAUCCCUCCUCCUCCAGUUUCAAUCCCUCCAGCACCACCCCUUAACAUCACCCAGGAGUGUAUUCCUCCACCCCCAGUUACAAUCCCUCCAGCACCACCCCUUAACAUCACCCAGGAGUGUAUUCCUCCACCCCCUGUUACAAUCCCUCCAACACCACCUCUUAACAUCACACAGGAGCAUAUCCCUCCACCCCCAGUUACAAUCCCUCCAGCACCAUCCCUUAACAUCACUCAGGAGCAUAUUCCUCCACCCCCGGUCACAAUCCCUCCAGCACCACCCCUUAACAUCACUCAGGGGCAUAUCCCUCCACCCCCAGUUACAAUCCCUCCAGCACCAUCCCUUAACAUCACUCAGGAGCAUAUUCCUCCACCCCCGGUCACAAUCCCUCCAGCACCACCCCUUAACAUCACUCAGGGGCAUAUCCCUCCACCCCCAGUUACAAUCCCUCCAGCACCACCCCUUAACAUCACUCAGGAGCGUAUCCUUCCACCCCCGGUUACAAUCCCUCCAGUACCACCCCUUAACAUCACACAGAAGCAUAUCCCUCCACCCCCAGUUACAAUCCCUCCAGCACCACCCCUUAACAUCACUCAGAAGCAUAUCCUUCCACCACCAGUUACAGUCCCUCCAGCACCACCCCUAAACAUCACUCAGGAGCAUAUCCCUCCACCCCCAGUUACAAUCCCUUUGGCACCACCCCUUAACAUCACUCAGAAGCAUAUCCUUCCACCACCAGUUACAGUCCCUCCAGCACCACCCCAAAACAUCACGCAGGAGGGUAUCCCUCUGCCCCCAGUUACAAUCCCCCUAGCAGCUCCUCUUAAUGUUCUCCAAGAGGGUUUGCCUCUACCCCCAAUUACAAUCCCUCUGGAACCACCCCUUAACAUCCCACAGGAAGGUAUUCCACCUCCAUCCCUAAUUACAAUCCCUGGUGCAUCACCCCUUAAAAUUCCACAGCAGGGUACUGCUCAUCGAUCACAGGUUACAAUCCCUCUGGCAGCACCCCAUGAUCUUCCCCAAGAGGACAUCCCUCCUCCACCCCCAAUUACAGUCCCUCAGGCACCACCCCAUGAUCUUCCCCAAGAGGACAUCCCUCCUCCACCCCCAAUUACAGUCCCUCAGGCACCACCCAAUGAUGUUCCCCAAGAGGACAUCCCUCCUCCACCCCCAAUUACAGUCCCUCAGGCACCACCCAAUGAUGUUCCCCAAGAGGACAUCCCUCCUCCACCCCCAAUUACAGUCCCUCAGGCAUCAUCCCACAAUGUUCCUCAAGACAGUGUCCCUCCUCUACUCCCAGUUACAAUCCCUCAAGCACCAGCCCUCAACAUCCCACAGGUGGGUACCCCUCUUCCCCCCCCACUUACAAUCCCCCCCUCAUUACCCCUUAACGUUUCACAAGAGAGUAUCCCUCCUCCACCCCCUGUUUCAAUCCAGCCAGCACAACCUCCUAACGUCUUACAUGAGGGUAUCCCUCCUCCACCUCCAGUUAUAAUACCUCAGGCACCCCCCCUUAAAAUCUCACAGGGAGAUAUCUUUCCUCCAGCCCCAGUUAUAAUCCCUCCAGCACCUCCCCUUAGUGUUCCUCAACAGAAUAUCCCUCCUUCACCCCCAGAUUCAAUCCUGCCAGCAGCACCCAUUAAUAUUUCCCAAGAAGGUAGCACUUCUUCACAUUCAGGCCAAUCAGCACCAUUAUCAGACAUGCACCUUGCAACCCCUUUGGUUGAAGAGGUGAAAACUAGUCCUAGUGAUCAGACGGUGCCUCUAGAGAAUGACUGUAAGUGCAAAGACUUCCUAACAAACAGCAAGAGCAUACCUCUUCCAAAGGAGGACGGUAGCCUUCCCAUCUCUUCCUCUCUCCUCCAGAAGAUCCGACUGAACCAUAUUCAGUUUUCAGACAGCCCAGAAGGAGGUGGCUCUGGAGUCAAUGGAACUGUUCAGGAACAGAGCAGUGCUGAUGGUCAAUGUGCACCUAAGAAGCCAAUCUACAAGUUCCUGUCUGGAACAUCACCACUGCCAUCAAUUUCAUCUCCCCCAAUAGCAACUGCUGUCACUGUAUCUACGCCGCAAAAUAUAAUAUCUACAACAGCCAUCAAAAACUCUAUGAUGCCCACUGAUAUGCUCACACCGCCCGCUGUAACAUCCUCCCCACCCUCAAUAGCUAUACCUCCCAUGACUUCAAUUCUGCCCAUCCAUACCCCAACCACCACAACACAAGUGACUGUCUCUUUGAAUGUGACGCCUGCAGCAAUCGUUUCUGCUACAAAUCCUGCCCCAUCUAAUGGGACACCUGUUCAGUCCAACAUAAUGCCGGCUACAUCUGCACUUAUCUUGCCUCCAACAUCUACUCCACCCACCAGGACAUCUGCAAAGUCCUCAAUAAAAUCUAACCUGCCAAGGCUGGUACCUACUCAGUGCUCUGUGAUGACUUUAGUAUCUGCAAAUAAGUCCACUGCUGCUACAGCCAAUACCCCCUCAAUGCGGCUUCAGGAAGCCAUCCGCAUGAAGACGGCGGCCAUGUCCACAAGAGAUGGGCCUAUGGCUCGACUCAACCUCCCAAUACCCACCUCCCCAUCAUCUCCACGCUCACCAGAAGGGAAUGACCUGCACAAGGCGCCAGCCUCCACUGCUAAUUUCAUCUUCUCUAAGUCCACUAAGAAGGUCAUACAGGCACCGUCGUCCUCUAAGGAGCAGUCAAAUUUAGAUAAAGCAGGGCUGGGCUCUGACUUCCCUGGGGAGCAUCUGGGAACCAGCAAAGUGCCGCCACCUGUUGCCAAGAAACCAGCAGCACAUUUGCCCUGCAGCUCAGACAAGCUGGGGAUCAAGAUGAAACCUGACUUGGCCUCAAAUGCUGAGGUCAGCAGGGCAGAAGAUCAAGAGAAAACAGUCAAACUGCAAGGAUAACCAAAGGGUGGCAGCGCAGGAAGCAGUGCAUCGCCUACAGCCGUGAUUCAGGCAGUCAUUGCAGUGGACAAGCACAAGUAGAGGGAAAGUCUCCGUGUCCUGAAUAAGGAGCUGGAACUGGGGCUGCCUGUGGCCUAAGAAGUGCAGGUGGCAUUUUCAUGCUGUAACUUUAUUUUGGAGCAUUUUCUGAGAUGUAUAGAGCAAGUUCUCAAUAAUAACUUAACUUUAGUUCCUCCGAAUUUGGGUCUUAUGCUUGAUUAGGUCACUGUAGUGGUCAGACUGUGAACCACUGCAGGUAUUUUCUCUGUCUAUGUGUCCUUUAAAUAACACAAAGCUGUUUUUCUUGUCACAAAUAUGCACUUUUCUUUUGGGCUGCUGCUGAAAUGACUAUUUACAUUGUUUUCCCUUCAGCAGUUGUACAUAUUAAUGUUUAUGCUGAUUAAACAUAAUUAGCAGACCCAAAAAAGAACACAAAAAGAAAUGAUCAUCCAGCAUUUUCUUUCUUGGCUUUAGUGGAAAAACACUUUGUACUAUGGGGUAACAAUAAUAAUAAUGAUAAUGUAUGUGACACAGGACUUCAGCAUACUAAACCAAAUGAAAUAUGUUAAAAAAUAAAAAGGCAUUUUGUGUAGCAGAACUGCCUUCUGUGGAAAAUGAGCUUUUGCAGAUGAGGCUUGUUGGUUUAUUGUCUAUUUAUAUGGAAUUAACUGCUAAUUUUUCACCUGUACAUAAUUGUGCUAAUUGGAUUUUGGAAUGUUGUGUGUGUGGUGGUGGUGGGGAUUGUUGGGUUUAAAUCUGGUAGCUGACACAGUACUCAUGUCACUGAGGGGCCCUUUAGUGAGGCCCUAACUACACUGCUACAGUGACUCAGGUUGGCUCUGCUCUCUGACCCCAAACUUUCUUUACUUGUGUGUCUGUUGAAUAAGUGUGUUGUCAUGUCUGUCACUGAUGUAGAUCAGGGGCGGAGCCAGACUCUGUAAACAUUCAGGCAAAGACAGGGUCCAGGGGCAGGCUCCACUGUGGAAACUUUUCCCCAUUUUCAGCAGCAAUAUGCACUAUUUUUCAAGCCAUUUCACAUAAAAGACUGAUAAAAAAAUCUGUGCAUCAUUUGGGAAAAACAUGACGUUAUGGCAUCUACUGAAUCUGCUGAAACACAGUCAAAUCAGCUAACAUUAGCUAGCUAGCCAACAGAAAUCCAUUAGGCUGGUCAGCUCACAACUCACUGCUACUGGCCGAAGUGUUACAGCUGCAGAUUCAUAAACCUGAAUCACCAUCUGUGUUUUUGAUGCUGGUGGCUGAGGUUGACUGCUCUUACAAAAAUAUGCCCAUGUUUCUUUAACCCGGAAGCUAAUUAACUAGCAAGCUUGCUUAUUGAGAUGACUGAAUGAAACAACAUACAUAAGACAACUCCUCCCCCUUGAAAAUAGUAGGGAAGACCUAUAGAUGGCAAUAUUUCCCCAGUAAUAGAACCUUCGCUCCAUUGAUUUUCCAGUCCAGUCAGAGAGACUGACGGGGAAUUACACAAAGUUGAAGCUAUUUUAAAAGCCUCAAAGAUUCACGGCUUCUGAUUUUAACAACUCUGAGCUAUUAGUUAAGUUCUCCCCAAAUGAGCUUGAUGGGCUGAAUGGCCUCCUCUCGUUUGUAAAUUUCUUAUGUCCCCCCCCCCUCCCCUUAGUCUAAUAUUCUCAAUAUUCAAGGUGGGGUCUUACUAAGGAAUUAUACAAUUGUAGCAUCACCUCCCUCGACUUAAACUCCACAAACCUAGAGAUGUAACCCAACAUCCUAUUGGCCUUUUUUAUUGCUUCCCCACACUGGCCAGAGUGGGACAUGGAAGCAUCAACAUACACACCGAGAUCUUUCUCAUAAUCAGCUACCUUUAUUUCAGUGGAAACCAUAAAAUAUCUGUACUUUUACUUCUCCCUGCAUGGAUUACAUUUGUCUACAAUAAAUUUCAUUGCCCAGUCACUAAUUAAAUCAAGAUCCCACUGUAACCUCUGCGCUGCUAGUUCAGUAUCAGCUACAUCACCCACCUUGGUGUCGUCUGCAAAUUCAACCAGUUUACUGUAUAUAUUGGUGCCAAUAUCUUUAAUGUAAAUUACGAAUAACAGUGGCAACUGUGACAUUGUGCCUCCAAUAACUACCCGCUGGUCUGUUAACCAGUUUUCAAUCCAAUCUGCUACAGUUCCUAAAAUCCCUGCAGCUUUGACCUUAAGGAGGAGCUGUUUGUGGGGGACAACAUCAAAGGCCUUCUGCAAAUCUAUGCAGAUCACAUCAUAGGCCUUUUUGUGAUCAAUUUCAAGUUUCCUCAAAGAACUCAAGUAGAUUAGUUAAACAGGACCUACCUCUCCUGAAUCCAUGUUGGCUAUCCCUCAGAAUGUUAUUUGAAUCCAGGUAAUCUACCGUUUUUGCAUGGAUUAUAGCUUCCAUUACUUUUCCAGUUAUGCAAGUUAAACUGAUUGGCCUAUAGUUUGAUGGAUUACGUUUAUUCCCUUUUUUGAAUUUGGGUGUUAUAUUAGCAUGCUUCCAAUCAGAAGGUACCACACCAGGAGAUACGGAUUUCUGAAAUAGUAAAGUUAAAGGUCAGCAAAUAAUAUCCCUCAUCUCUUUUGAAACUAUAGGUAAAAUGUCAUCAGGGCCCUGCGAUUUAUUUAUUUUGAGCUUAGCUAAGAUUUGUAGCACGUCAGCUUCAGUUAUACAUACACUGGUCACGACGCUGGAUUAGUAAUAAGAGUCCGUAUGUUACUUGUAUCCUGUACAGUAAAUACCCAUGCAAAACAAUCAUUAAACUCAUUAACUGUGUCAAUUUCAUUUUCAAUCACAAGACCCUUACUAUCCUGCAGAGUAGUGAUUUCAGCUUUUAGAGCUCUUUUUAAGUUCAAAUACUGAAAGAAACUUUUAAUGUCAUGCUUAGCCUCCAAUGCAAUCUUCCUUUCGACAUUCCUGUAAGUGAGUCUAAUAUUAUUUAACUCACGGGUCUCAAAUUGCAGUCCUGGGGGGCCGGAGCCCUGUGCAGUUUAGUUCUUUCCCUUUUCCACCACAAAUGGUUCAGCUCAAGAGCUGUGUGGUAAUUAGCGCAAGGAGUUAAAUCAGGCAUGUUAAAUGAGGGGAAACCCAAAAAUGUGCAGGGCUCCAGCCCUCCAGGGCUGGAGUUUGAGAGGCUUGAUUUAACUCAAAAUGUAGACUUGGAUACUCCUGCUUUAUUCCAACAUCACUAGUUAUUUCCCAUUUUUGGAACAGAGCUCUUUCCUACAUUUACAUUUAGCUGCAGUUUCCUACAUUUAGUUUUGCUGGAAACAGGUAUGAAGUCCGGUUGGGCUUAAAAUAAUGUGCAUUAAAAAAAUUCCCACGCCUCUUCAACAGUUUUAUUUAGCUCCAUACAAUUUCCAGUUUCAGUCUCAUACCAUUAAAGUUAGCCUUCCUAACAUUGUAUAUUUUUGUUUUGGACUUUGCUCUUCAGACACUAAAAUUAACCUGAAAUUUAACCAUGUCAUGAUCACUACUGUCCAGUGAUUCUAAAACCUAAAAUUUUCCAGCUCUUUUCUGGUUAUCACAGAAGACAAGAUCAGGAAUGGCUUCUCCCCUGGUCGAGGUUUUAACAAACGGAGUAAAAAAGCAAUCCUGUACUAAUUCCACCAUUUCAAGUUCAUUUACAGUAAAGCCAGAGGCUAUGUCCCACACUGUCCCAGAUAAAUUAAAAUCACCUAUAACUACCACAUCAUUAUUAUUACUCAUAAUCCUGGUAUCGUUGUAUAACAUUCUGCUUUCCUCCACAACUACAUUAGGUGCUCUGUAACAAACACCAACAAUUAGGCCAUUUGAAUUUUUAGCAUCUGGUUUUAUCCAUACAGCUUCUGUACUUUUAUUAUUAUCAGUGAGCUCCUUUGCCUGCAAGUUUUCUCUUACGUAUACCGCAACACCUCCUCCCUCUUUGUCUCUACGGAACAGCGUGUAACCAUCCAUAUUAUAUUCUUGUCCAUCAUUAUCACUCAAUCCAUGUUUCUGUUAUUCCUAUAAUGUUGUAAGAGUCUGAUGAAAUAAAAGCCUCUAAAUCAUGAA
Brienomyrus brachyistius is the source of this 10143-nucleotide messenger RNA. Its product is annotated as nascent polypeptide-associated complex subunit alpha, muscle-specific form-like. The record is from RefSeq and is a predicted model, not a curated record. Bases 301 to 6087 code for a protein of 1928 amino acids. Lineage: Eukaryota; Metazoa; Chordata; Actinopteri; Osteoglossiformes; Mormyridae. Gene Ontology annotation, biological process: cell differentiation. The transcript has 8 exons.